AUGUCAGUUGAAAAGACAGAAUCGGAAUGCAAGAAUGGGUGGAUUUAUGACGAAAAUGGAGUUGAAUUUUCAAACGACAGGUCAAUUAUAUCUGAGUGGAAUCUUGUAUGCAGCAGAAACGGCCUUGCUGAACUAUCGCAAACGCUCGUUAUGAUCGGUCAAGGCAUAGGUGCGUUUGUCUUUCCCGGACUCGCUGACAAAUAUGGUCGAAAACCAACCCACGUGCUUUGCCAUUGUAUGUUGUUUAUAGUUACCCUGGCAACGGCGUUUGCUCCAAACUACACAGCGUUUGCAGCUUUCAGGAUGCUAACAGGUGGUUUACAGCAGGGUACUGCUUUGACAUUAGUGAUUUUAAAUUUGGAGUUGUUACCAACGAAAACGAGGGCUUAUGUGGAGGUGUUCGGAUUAUUAUUCUGGAGCACAGGGAUCGCUAUCAUCACUCCGAUUGCUUACAUAUUGAAGGACAAGUCAUGGAGAUACUUUCAGAUAUGUCUCGCCUGCUUGUCGUCCUGGGCAUUGAUUGAGUGGUGGUUGGUGGACGAAUCCUUGCAUUGGCUCAUAGCGAAUGGUCGUACGAAAGAUGCCAGAACAAUUAUUAUGAAAGCAUGCCGAUUAAAUAAGAAAAACUUCGAUACGGUUUCAUCGGAAUCUGGCUUCAAUCGGUUUGAAAUGAAAACAACAACUGUUGUAGAAACCAUCGUUGAAGCGAAUCAAGAACUGCUGAGUGAAGCCGAUGAAAUGCGCAUCAAUGAAAUGCGCAUCAAUGGAAUGUCAAGUUCAGGCCUGACGGCACAAGUAAAAUCAUAUACCAUACUAGACCUAGUGAAAUCACGACGCCUGUUGAUGACAUCACUCAUCAUAUGGUUUGCAUGGGCGACAAAUAAUCUAACAUACUAUGGACUCAUGAUGGUAUCAUCAACACUUGCUGGAAACAGAUUCCUUAAUUUUUUUCUAGGAUCCAUAGUGGAAUAUCCAGCUGCCUUGUGCGAAUGGUAUAUGCUGAACAGGUACGGUCGAAAAGCUACAUCUAUGUUUUUCCAUGUCGUAUGUGGUUUAUCUUUGAUAAUUGCAACGGUACUAGUCACCAGUACAGGCGACAACGAGUCAUUUAUGGUUGCCUCGACUGUGUUCACGCUUAUAGGGAAGUUUGCUAUCACGGGAUCGUGGAGCACUUUAUUCCUGUACACUCCAGAACUGUAUCCUACGAAUUUAAGAAAUGUCGGUAUUGGAAUAGCGUCUGCUGCAUCAAGAAUUGGGGGAAUGAUUUCUCCAUUUUCAAGAAAUCUGGCUGACGCGGUAGCCUGGGGCCCUGGCUUGGUGUUCGGCAUAAUGUGCGCAGUUGUAUCCGUGAGUCUUCUUUGGGUACCGGAAACCAACCAAUACGAACUCCCACAGACGAUCGAAGAAUGUGAGGACUGGUACAGGCAAAACCAACUUCAGUUGCGCUGCUGUCACCGAAAGGACAGUAACGUUUGUGUAGAGAAAGGAACAUCUGAAGAAGAUGCGCAAGACAAAAAAUGAGUAAUUGCUGUUUACGGUUAUGUUAGUACUUGGUGUAUUAUUAAUAUAAUACUUGAUAUAAGUAUAGUAUUCUAUGUUUUUAUGUGAUAUUUUUGUUUUAUCUGUAGUAUAUCCCUUUUUCCAAUCAGUUUUUUGUUCUGAAAAUAUAAAGCAUGGAUAUUUAUGAUUAUAUUAUGUUAUGCAGUUCAGAUAAGUUUCAGCUGUUCCUACCCAAUGUGAUGUAAUUAAAAUAAAAUAUUACACCCAAGCAGAAGAAUGAUGUCAUAACCGUGAUAUGUGUAGUUUUGUUGUCGUUUGAAAAAUUACUCAGCACCUACAGUGUUUGAAAUCUAAACCAACAAUAGUUCAAAAUAUCUUCGGAAUAAAGAUAUGGCAAAAACGUUAAUCAAGCAAAGUUGCAUCUACGAAUUUGAAGCGCAAAGAGAAUCGCAAGCUCUGGAGGUUUGAGAUGGCAGAAAAACAAAUAUAAAAAAAAUAAUGUGAUUGGAAAAAAAAAUCUUUUAAUUGGUCUAUUUAAAAGACGUAACGAAUAUACUUCCGAGCAAUAUAAACUAACUUCGUUUGUAUUUGUCCAUGGUAUAGUGUUUUACGACAAAAAUACCUUAAAAGGAAUUUAUAUGUUAAUCCAUCUGUGUUAAAGU
Molecule: messenger RNA, 2162 nt
Organism: Dreissena polymorpha
Lineage: Eukaryota; Metazoa; Mollusca; Bivalvia; Myida; Dreissenidae
Product: organic cation transporter protein-like
Exons: 10
Coding region: 1-1521 (506 amino acids)
Biological process (GO): transmembrane transport
Cellular component (GO): membrane
Molecular function (GO): transmembrane transporter activity
Source: RefSeq, a predicted model, not a curated record